AUGCAGAUUACUGUUGCUCCAGCAUCAGCCCAAACCUUACGGGCCGCGGUUGAGAAACUGCUCAACGACGAGACGCGUCCGACCGUCAUCGGCAUCUAUCGAAACCUGAACAAGGUACCGGCUGAGUUCAAAUCUCACCCCAACUUCAAAGCUGUGCAAGCCGAUCUCAGUGAUGCUGGAAGCCUGGACUUCACAGGCUCGGAUGCGGUUUUGGCCUUGACUCCGCCCAAGUACGACGGCUCCGACUUCAUCGCCGAGACAAAGAAAGCCGCUACCAACGUGCGCAACGCGAUCGAGAGGUCCGGCACGGUUCGGCGGCUUGUUUAUAUUUCCAGCAUGGGCGCGCAACAUGCGGAAGGUGUCGGAGAGGUUCGGACUAACCACGAAAGUGAGGAAAUAUUCCGGUCGGCGGCGCCGGAAGUCGUGUUUAUUAGGAAUGGCUAUUUCAUGGAGAAUUGGGCCUCCGCUCUGGAAACCAUCCGGGCAGAUCCGCCUUUCUUCUAUUCAACCAUCACCCCGAUUGACUAUAAGCUUCCGAUGAUAUCGGCCCGUGACAUUGGGAGAACUGCCGCGACUGAGCUACUCGCGACGGGGUCCCCAUUGAAGGCAAACCCGUACAUCUUCAACCUCCACGGCCCGAAGUCGUACUCGACCUUGGAUGUGCAGCGUGCAUUCGAAGAAGUCACUGGGAAGAAGAUCGAAGUCAAGCUAAUCGAGAAAGAUCAGCUUACUUCCUUCUACACCAAUAUCCUUCCCCCUAACAUUGUUGGUGCUUUCGUCGAGAUGACACUCUCCUUCUUGCCGGGAGGCAUUCAAGAGGAGGAGAUGAAUAGUUCAGAGAACAUGAGACGUGGUCAGGAUACGUUGGUCGAUGCGUUCAAGGCCCUGCUCCAGAAAUCCUAG
Scedosporium apiospermum is the source of this 903-nucleotide messenger RNA. RefSeq lists its product as uncharacterized. Bases 1 to 903 code for a protein of 300 amino acids. The record is from RefSeq and is a predicted model, not a curated record. NCBI's taxonomy places the organism in Eukaryota, Fungi, Ascomycota, Sordariomycetes, Microascales, Microascaceae. The transcript is spliced from 3 exons.